Molecule: messenger RNA, 461 nt
Organism: Phlebotomus argentipes
Lineage: Eukaryota; Metazoa; Arthropoda; Insecta; Diptera; Psychodidae
Gene: Rpp20
Product: ribonuclease P protein subunit p20
Exons: 2
Coding region: 21-461 (146 amino acids)
Biological process (GO): tRNA 5'-leader removal
Cellular component (GO): ribonuclease MRP complex; nucleolar ribonuclease P complex; nucleus
Molecular function (GO): nucleic acid binding
Source: RefSeq, a predicted model, not a curated record
UACAAAUAGUGCGAGGUGUGAUGGAAGUUGAGAAUCCGACGGAAAAAGGAAGUUUUCCAGCUCACGAGAUUAGGAAGCGUCUCCCCAGCAAGCCGUAUCAGCGGAAGACGGACGUCUACGUGACGAGGAAGUCGAAUUUCACGGGGAAACUCAGACAGUGCGAGAAACUCCUCCGUCUGGAACAUCCUGAGAUCUUCCUGCACGGCAUUGGGAACGCCAUUCCACGGACUAUCAGCUUGGCAUUGCAAAUCCAGGCCAACAAUCCAGAGUUGUACGGUGUGGAGGCUAACACAGGGACUGUGGAGCUCGUGGAUGAUAUCUUGCCUCUCACUGAGGAUGAGGACUUUGACGUGAGACAACGAAAGAACUCCUCUAUCCACAUUCGUGUGUUCCGGAAGGUGGAACCAUCGCAGCUCGUGACGGCACUGAAAUCAAUCGCAAAGGGGCGAGUGUCGUUCUAA